AUGAAAUUAUUAUUUGAUAAGAAAAAUGUGCCAAAUUUGGACCUUGCUUUAUCAUCUAAUGAUAACAACAUGCCAGAAUAUGUGAAUGAAGGAUAUCUGCAGUCUCCUAAGAAAAUGAUCUAUGUUCAGAGUCGCUUCACUCGAAAAGUUGGCUCAUUGAUUGAUCUUGAUCUUGAUACUUCUGACCAUAAAUUUAAGACGAUUGAAAAAAAUGAUGAGAAUUGCUGCGUUAAUAAAUUCAAUUAUAUGAAUGAAAUGACUUGUAAAGAAUCGAUUAAAGCGAGAAAACGAAAAACUUUUCGCAAUACGAGUAAUGAAAAUUUUGUUCGGCUUCGAAUUGAUCGAAAGAAAUUAACAUUCAAAAAAUUUUCAAAAUAUAGAAAGAAAAGGAUUUGCGCUCAAAAAAUUAGGUGA
Dracunculus medinensis (Guinea worm) is the source of this 414-nucleotide messenger RNA. NCBI's taxonomy places the organism in Eukaryota, Metazoa, Nematoda, Chromadorea, Rhabditida, Dracunculidae. The record is from the annotation of a GenBank genome assembly.